Sordaria macrospora k-hell is the source of this 954-nucleotide messenger RNA. RefSeq lists its product as uncharacterized. Gene Ontology annotation, biological process: endoplasmic reticulum to Golgi vesicle-mediated transport; vesicle fusion; intracellular protein transport. Gene Ontology annotation, molecular function: SNARE binding; SNAP receptor activity. The record is from RefSeq and is a predicted model, not a curated record. NCBI's taxonomy places the organism in Eukaryota, Fungi, Ascomycota, Sordariomycetes, Sordariales, Sordariaceae. Gene Ontology annotation, cellular component: endomembrane system; Golgi membrane; SNARE complex.
AUGGGUACCUUUGCCAUCAACGACCGCACGGAGGAGUUCCGACAGAUUGUUGCGGCUGCCCAGCGUCGGCAGGCCGCAAAGCCAGGAAAGCAGCGACUUCUCGACACUGCUCAACAACAUGCUGCCAACAGCGAUGCCCAGCCUAGAAGGUCCGAGUUUGCGAGGGGAGCUGCAGAGAUUGGAAGGGGCAUUUCUGCGACAAUGGCCAAGCUGGAGAAGCUAGCACAGCUGGCCAAGAAGAAGACUCUUUUCGAUGACAGGCCCGUUGAGAUUAACGAGUUGACUUUCGUCAUCAAACAAGACCUGUCUUCAUUGAACGAGAAGAUCAGGAACCUGCAAGAUCUUUCCAGGCGUCUGCACCCGAAGCCCGACCAGGAAGGGGAGAACAACAAGAACAUUCUUCUGCUCCUGCAGGGUAAGCUGGGAGAUGUUGGUGCCAAUUUCAAGGACGUGCUAGAAAUCAGAACCAAGAACAUCCAGGCGUCGAGGUCGAGGACCGAGAACUUCGUUUCGUCAGUAGGCCAGCACGCGCAUGCCUCCCUACAACAGUCUGCGUCGCCGCUAUACGGCACGCCUAGCAGGGGGACGCCAGCACCGGGGCAGCAAGAUCUUAUCUCCCUGAACCCGAUGGGAGACCAGCAGAUGCAGCUGCAGAUGUUGGAGGAGGGCCAAAAUACCUAUGUCCAACAACGAGGGCAAGCGAUCGAGGCCAUUGAGUCGACCAUCAACGAGUUGGGUUCCAUUUUCGGUCAGCUCGCAGCCAUGGUCAGCGAGCAAUCUGAGAUGAUCCAAAGGAUCGAUGCCAACACAGAGGACGUGGUAGAAAACGUCGAAGGUGCGCAAAAAGAACUGCUCAAAUAUUGGAGCCGUGUUUCAAGUAAUAGAUGGCUAUUAGCCAAGAUGUUUGGCGUUCUGAUGAUUUUCUUCCUUCUCUGGGUGCUGAUUGCCGGAUAG